CACUUCCUAAAAUAGCACCGCCUCAAACAAAACAAACAACUCUCCACACAACCUGGAGAGAACGCCCCUGUGAAGAAAACCUACUGCAGCGGACAUACAAAAUACAUUUAUAUUAAUUACCCGUCUAUAAUCGAGAGAUUGUGUGUUUUAAUACAAGUACAGAGGCUGUGGGCUGGUAAUUACAUCUAUGAUGGCGUCCAGCUACAGCGCGAAAGAGGAAGAUGGUCAACACUCCGGACCCGCGGGGCUCGGCGGAGCCGCCAUCCGCAAUAGAAAGCCCGACAACACGGCCUUCAAACAGCAGCGGCUCCCCGCCUGGCAGCCCAUCCUGACCGCGGGGACCGUGCUGCCCGCCUUCUUCAUCAUCGGCCUCAUCUUCAUCCCGAUAGGAGUCGGUCUCUACGUGACGUCCAGUAACAUCCGGGAGCUCGAGAUUGAUUAUACGGGGACUGACCUGUCCAGCCCGUGUUUUAACUGCUCUCAGAGCUUCAGCUGGAACAGCUCCACUCCCUGCAGAUGUGUCCUGUUCUUCUCUCUAGACCAGCCUUUCGAAAGUAAUGUCUUCAUGUACUAUGGCCUCUCAAAUUUCUACCAAAACCAUCGGCGGUAUGUGAAGUCCAGAGAUGACAGCCAGCUCAAUGGAGACGAGCGCUCACUAAAGGAGCCAAGCAAAGAAUGUGAGCCGUACCGCACUAAUGAAAACAAGCCCAUAGCCCCGUGUGGAGCCAUUGCUAACAGCAUGUUUAAUGAUACAUUGGAUUUGUUUUACAUCGAUCCCAAUGGAACAAAAACCCAGAUUCCAUUCAUCAAGAAGGGCAUUGCAUGGUGGACGGACAAACAUGUGAAGUUCAGGAACCCUGGUGGCAGUAACCUGAAUCUUACUGCUGUUUUUAAAGACACAGCGAAGCCGGUCAACUGGCACAAGGCUGUUUAUGAGCUGGACACCGACUCAGAAAACAACGGCUUCAUAAAUGAGGAUUUCAUAGUGUGGAUGCGCACGGCCGCGCUGCCCACCUUCAGAAAGCUCUACCGCAUCAUUCAGAAGAAGAACAACAUGACACCCACACUUCCCAGGGGCAACUACAGCCUGGAAGUCACCUACAACUACCCCGUGCGCAGCUUUGAAGGCCGGAAGCGUGUGAUCUUCAGCACCAUCUCCUGGAUGGGAGGGAAAAACCCCUUCCUGGGCAUCGCCUACAUGACUGUGGGCUCCAUCUGCUUCUUCCUCGGCGUGGUGCUCCUCUUCAUUCAUCACAAAUACGGAAACCGCAACAACAGCUCUGAUAUUCCCAAUUAAGAUUGUGAAGUGCAUGCGUUCUGUAAGACACAGUGUUUGUGUGUGCACUUGAGCAGCAUGCUUCAGUUGGGGUUUUGAAGGUGCAAGAGCAUUUGACCACUUGAUGUUCUGUUAAUUUAUUUAUUCCACUUCAAAUUUUUAUUUGAUCGUUUUAAUUUUUUCGGAUGAUGGUUGAUGGUUCAUUUCAAGCAUAUUUUGGCCGUUGAUAUGCUCGCAUGUCUGAGUCUGAGGUUAGUGUGAUAUUACAGCAUCCAGGAUAAAGACCAGGACAGUGAAUGAAUGUAUAUUUGUGUUUCAUAGAAAUGGUUUUACUUUAUGACUACGUUUAACAGUUUAAUGUACAAAGAAUAAUUUCACUUUUCCUUGAGGUUCAAAAGUGCAAAGUCUGUGGCUCCGUUUACUUCCAAACUUCAUUGAAAUGCUAGAUUAUGGUAGGGAUCAAUAACAGUUACCACUAAACACGGAGAUGCUUGUGCUUUGCUGUGUGGAAUUAAUGGCUUGCGGCGAGGACCAAACGUUUUGUUCUGUGUCUGUUUAAGUGAAGCUGUCUCGGGCUCAUUUUGGCUGUCAUGUCUUUUUUUAAGUGUUUAAGCAUGUCUUCCUCUAACAAAUAUGCACUUUAGAAUGUGACAAGCCAUACAUUUUUUGACCAGUUUUUAGGAGUGUGUGUUUUGUUGCCUGGUGAAUAAAAUGUCUAAUUGCUGAA
Molecule: messenger RNA, 2003 nt
Organism: Carassius carassius (crucian carp)
Lineage: Eukaryota; Metazoa; Chordata; Actinopteri; Cypriniformes; Cyprinidae
Product: cell cycle control protein 50A-like
Exons: 7
Coding region: 188-1297 (369 amino acids)
Biological process (GO): phospholipid translocation
Cellular component (GO): plasma membrane; Golgi apparatus; endoplasmic reticulum
Source: RefSeq, a predicted model, not a curated record